CGCUCACCUGGGCUGGACCCGUGAGACUUCAAGACCCUGGACGCAUACAACUACUGCCCCAAGUAAAAACACGCUGUCAUCAUGGACGAGUUUUCCAACAGUGAAGAUUUGUCUCUUCCCAAAGCCACCGUCCAAAAGAUUAUCUCGGAGAUCCUGGCUCAACUGCCUAAUGAAACCUCCAGCGCCGGCAAGGAAGGCGAGAUGACCUUCACCCGUCCGGCUCGCGACCUUCUCAUUUCGUGUUCGCUCGAGUUCCUGCGCAUGCUCUCCUCCGAAUCAAACGAAAUCUCGGAGCGCGAGUCCAAGAAGACCAUUAGUGUCGAACAUGUUGAACAAGCCCUCACCGAGUUGGGGUUUGGAAGCUACAUCGAAGGCUGCCGCGGUGUCGUCGGCGAGUGGCAAGAGGUGCAGAAGAAGAGAAUCGGACGAGGCGAGAAAAUGCGCAACUUCGGCGGAUUUGAUAAGAUGGGAGAAGAGGAACUGAGGAAGAUGCAGGAAGCACUACUGGGCGAGGCGAGGGGAAGAAUGGAGGGCGGUGGUGCAGGACAAAACGACACGCAUGGGCAGUAGGCUAACACCCUAAGGUCGCUAAACGAAUCGCAAGCCCCGGGAUGCUGCCGCUGGGCUGACUAUCUCACCUCCUGGAAGGAGCACAGAGAUAAUCACUUCGAGAGGACCCGCUGAGUGUGCCGCGGGGUCUACUCUAUUCAUGCCCUCAGAGAACCAGCAAUAUUGUCCAGCAUACCUGGCUGAAGGGAGCAACACCAUGCGACACACGCAAAUCGCCCAGCUCAUUGGGUUCUGACGUUGUGUCACCCAAGCAAGAAAACAUUACAACAUUUGUAUAAAUACUUGUACCAACAGGCUGCGUUGGGCUCUCGGGGACCGCGACAUGAAGCCUUACGGACCGAGACAACCUAUGCAGAAGGCUUAAGGCGUCAAACCCCGGAGAGCCGCCUUGUUUGUGAGGCGAGAGGUUACGACGCCCGAUCACAAUACAGCACCUCAAAAAUCUCAAACACAACAACUAGAACAGAUGAGAAAACGCCUUUUGAGCUUUGAGAACACGCCCUGAUAUCGAAAGCUUAGCAAAGCUCCAACCCCGAGCUAGGAUUGCCGAAUCUAUCAUCUGAUCCUUCGAUUAUCAAUGAGGUCUCUCUGAUAUAUUUUCCUGGAAGGGCGAUGCUCGACCCUCUUCCUCAUUCCUCCCGGGAUGUUUCUUGCGACUGCUGGACAAUGCGAUUACUUGAAGCCACCGUGGUCAAUGUACAUGAGCGGGGUACACGCACAACCCUCAUGACGGCAAUUGCGGAAAGUGAAGCCUCCAUUCCCCGCACAUGGUCACCUGAAUGCUAGCCGGCAACAUAGGAUGAGAAAUAUGGAAGCCGUUCGGAACGACAGGAAAUGGAAGAUGAAUGAAGUGGACGAGAUGUACGGGGCCGCAACGCAAGCCGUUAAAGCAUUGUUUGAGUGCAACAUGAUGACAACGCAUAGUUUUGCAUUAAUAGAGCAAUUAAUUCUGGCAUACUG
Cladophialophora immunda is the source of this 1530-nucleotide messenger RNA. RefSeq lists its product as uncharacterized. Gene Ontology annotation, molecular function: protein heterodimerization activity; general transcription initiation factor activity; core promoter sequence-specific DNA binding. Gene Ontology annotation, cellular component: negative cofactor 2 complex. The transcript is spliced from 2 exons. The record is from RefSeq and is a predicted model, not a curated record. Lineage: Eukaryota; Fungi; Ascomycota; Eurotiomycetes; Chaetothyriales; Herpotrichiellaceae. Gene Ontology annotation, biological process: negative regulation of transcription by RNA polymerase II; chromatin remodeling; positive regulation of transcription by RNA polymerase II. The coding region runs from base 82 to 570 and encodes 162 amino acids.